Messenger RNA from Westerdykella ornata, 2321 nucleotides. Its product is annotated as 2-isopropylmalate synthase. Lineage: Eukaryota; Fungi; Ascomycota; Dothideomycetes; Pleosporales; Sporormiaceae. Bases 268 to 2166 code for a protein of 632 amino acids. Gene Ontology annotation, molecular function: 2-isopropylmalate synthase activity. Gene Ontology annotation, biological process: L-leucine biosynthetic process. The record is from RefSeq and is a predicted model, not a curated record. Gene Ontology annotation, cellular component: mitochondrion. The transcript has 3 exons.
CAUCGUCCGCCGCCCUACCAGAAGAAAUCUUUUGCCCUAUGAAUCACAUCACCCCAAACGACUCAUCCACUGGCCACUGCACUCACCACUGCCACACGCGACGACCACUGCUUCCUCUCUCACUGUCAUUCCUGCCAGCUGUUCCCGAACGUUUCCUCCAACCCCCCGACCGGUCCCCCCAUCUCCUCCGCACUUAUAUCUGUAUCUAUAUAUAUCCAUACCUCCGCCUGAUCCCCGCAGAAGCGUCACAUAGACACGCGCGCCAUUAUGCCGAUGCUCAAGGAACCGUGGAAGAAGUACAAGAAGUUCCCAACCCUAGACCUUCCGAACCGCCAAUGGCCCUCAAAAACCAUUGACAAGCCGCCGCGGUGGCUGUCGACGGACUUGCGCGAUGGCAACCAGUCGCUGGUUGACCCCAUGGACGGUCACCAGAAAUGGGAAUACUUCGCUAUGCUCGUAAAGCUCGGAUACAAGGAAAUCGAGGUAUCUUUCCCCUCGGCGUCGCAGACCGAUUUCGAUUUCACACAGAAACUUGUCAGCACCCCCGGCGCGGUACCCGACGACGUCUGGCUGCAGGUUCUGUCGCCAUGCCGCAAGGAACUCAUCCGCCGCACCGUCGACUCCCUGAAGGGCGCUAAGAAGGCCAUUCUACAUCUCUACCUCGCAACGAGCCCUUGCUUCCAGCGCAUCGUCUUCAACAUGACAAACGAGCAGAGUAAGGCGCUGGCGGUAGAAUGCACGAGGUACGCGCGGUCCAUCACCAAGGACGACCCCAGCACUGCAGGCACCGAGUGGGCUUUCGAAUUCUCCCCAGAAACCUUCUCCGACUCGGAUCCUGCUUUCGUCGUCGAGGUGUGCGAAGCCGUCAAGGCUGCAUGGGAGCCAUCAGAGGAGAAUCCCAUCAUCUUCAACCUCCCUGCCACGGUGGAGAUGUCCACACCGAACGUAUACGCAGAUCAGAUUGAAUAUUUCUGCACCCACAUCUCGGAGAGGAAUAAGAUUUGCGUAUCCCUGCACCCACAUAACGAUCGCGGUUGCGCAGUUGCGGCGGCGGAGCUGGCACAAAUGGCGGGCGCAGACCGGGUCGAGGGCACUCUGUUUGGCAAUGGCGAGCGGACUGGUAAUGUGGAUCUGGUCACCCUGGCCCUCAACCUGUACACUCAGGGAGUCCACCCCGGUAUCGACUUCAGCGACCUCAAGUCCGUCAUCAACGUUGUGGAAUCCUGCAACAAGAUCCCAGUGCACCCUCGUGCGCCUUAUGGAGGCCAGCUGGUCGUGUGUGCCUUCAGCGGUUCCCACCAGGACGCCAUCAAGAAGGGGUUCCAAGAAAGGAAAGCUCUUGGCCUAGACAACGAAAGCCGAUGGGAGGUGCCAUAUCUGCCCCUGGACCCUCAGGAUAUUGGUCGAACAUACGAAGCCAUCAUCCGAGUCAAUUCCCAGAGUGGCAAAGGCGGCGUGGCUUGGAUCAUCCAGCGGCAGCUGGAACUCGACCUGCCGCGCGGUCUGCAAAUCGCCUUCUCCAAGAUUGUGCAACGCGAAACCGAUAUGCUCGGCCGCGAGCUGCUGCCUUCUGAGAUUACCAAGCUUUUCGAGGACGCAUAUCACCUAAAGAGCAAUCCGCGAUUCAGCCUGGUCGACUACGAUAUCAGCGCCGACCGCUCCAAAUCGCCUGCACCCCCUGAACCAGGAAAAGCACAGAGCUCGGCUAAUCUCCAGCGAAAGUUCAAGGGAGUUAUUGAGAUUGAUGGCCAACAACACACCAUUGAAGGUGUCGGCAACGGCGCAAUCUCCUCUCUGGCUGACGCCCUGAAGCGUCUGGGCAUCGAUCUCGAUGUCACGGACUACAAGGAACACGCCAUCGGCUCCCACAAGAACGUAAAGGCCGCCACAUACAUCGAAUGCACCGCGGCAGGUUCCACCCAGAAGGUGUGGGGCGUGGGUAUCCAUCAGGAUGUCGUCCAGGCUUCGCUGAUUGCGCUGCUGUCAGCUGCUAGCUCGUUCCUGUCAAGUAGGCCGACGACGCCUAUUCCCUUCAGACCUAAGCGAUCCAACACGAUGGAGAUUCCGUCGCCGGAGAGCAGUCCCAAAGAAAGCAGCGAUGUAGUGGCGAGGCUGGAGGCCGCGGUGGAUGGGGAAGAAAAGGUGGUUGUUGGAGGAGGUGUUUGAAAACGUGGUUAGUGAAUAGAAGAAAAUGGAUGUCUGGCGUUGUUGGUUAGUUCGAUUGUUUUUGUUGAUGGCUGAAAAUGUAGGAUGGGUGAACAUCUGUGCUUGCAUGGGUUUGGUGUCGAUGUCAUGUUGAUACGUCGGCAUGGAGGAGGAAC